AUGAUCAAGGCCCGCCGUGGCAAGCACCUCCACCACCUCGCCGCACACUAUGGGAGGACCAACAGAGGUAUGUCGGUUCCCUCGCUCUCCCACUUUUUCCCCGGACCCCUACACAUUGCCAGGGACACCCUUGACGGCCCUUCCUCGGAUUCAGACAACGCGCCUGCCAAUCUGCCAACUGUGUAUGCCGUCACCGAGGAGACUCCUUCAGGGGUUCACAUCCGACUCGCGAAGGAGAAUGAGGAGCUCGACAAUUGGAUCUCAGUCCUGCACUACUCGGCUGUAAUCGCCGAUGUGCUCCACUCGAAUCCAAAUAUUCGACACGGUGAUUCAAACCUAUCCGAAGAACGUCUCGAAGAGCCCCGACUCAUAUACUUCGGGGAAGGGCUUGACAAGAACGGUCGAGUGCCUGAGAUAGAGGAGAGUUUGCGCCGCCUCGAGGACCGUCAACUCACUUCAGUUGAGCCGACAGAUGAAAUCAAUCGAGCUGGCCUUUUCCUUAGCAUUAAGAAAGAGGUUGUCAAGCAAAUCAACGCGAGCUUCUUGGAAGUUUGCAACUACUCCGAGUGGGUGGCGAACAUCGUGCCUGUAGAGAAGAAAGAUGGAAGAGUCAGAGUAUGCAUCGACUAUCAGGAUCUCAACAAGGCCAGCCCUAAAGACAACUUCCCUCUGCCCCACAUCGACGUCCUGGUCGACAACACUAUUCGGAUGGUUGAGGAGGACAGGAUCAAGACGACGUUCACCACAAUGUGGGGCACUUUCUGUUACCGGGUCAUACCCUUCGGCCUGAAGAACGCCGGGGCAACAUACCAGAGGGCUAUAGUCACGCUAUUCUACGACAUGAUGCAUAAGGAGAUCGAGAAGUACAAGCUUCGGUUUAACUCGGCAAAGUGCACAUUCGGCGCCAAUUCAGGGAAACUGCUAGGAUUUGUGGUCAGCGAACGAGGCAUCGAGGUUGAUCCUGACAAGGUGAAAGCAAUAAGGGAGCUACCUUCGCCAUCGACGGUCCGUGAAGUACGAGGUUUCCUUGUACGGCUGAACUACAUCGCGCGAUUCAUUGCAAACUUGACAGACAAAUGUCGACUGCUCUUCCGUCUACUUCGCAAAAACGCAGCAAUCGAGUGGGACGAGGAAUGUCAGAAAGCCUUCGACACCAUCAAGGCAUACUUGGUUCAGCUGCUGGUGCUGGUCCCGCCUACACCGGAUCUUCCUCUUAUCCUUUACCUGACACUAACGGAAUACGAUAUCGAGUACGUGCCCUGCACAUCAGUCAAGGGGCAGGCAAUUGCGGAUCACUUAGUGGAGUUCUCAAUCGAGGAUGAUAGGCCGAUCAACUCCGACUUUCCGGACGAAGGGAUACUCCAAGAGGACGAUGAUGAGGAUAAACUCGCAUGGAAGAUGUAUUUCGACAGCGUAGUAAAUUCCAUCGGGUCCAGCAUCGGUGCAGUGCUGAUAUCCCCCGAUGGACGCUAUUAUCCGAUUGCAGCAAAGGUCGAUUUCCCCAACACCAACAACGUGGCCGAAUACGAGACGCUAGGGCAAUGGAAGAUGAAAUAUGCGAAGUUAAUGCCAUACUACGAGUAUCUCAAGGAGUUAGCGAGGAACUUCGAGAAAAUCUCGUUCACUUGCAUGCCACGCAUCAAGAACCAGUUUGCAGACGCACUCGCGACGCUCGCAUCCAUGAUGAUCAUCACGAAAUAA
Molecule: messenger RNA, 1701 nt
Organism: Punica granatum (pomegranate)
Lineage: Eukaryota; Viridiplantae; Streptophyta; Magnoliopsida; Myrtales; Lythraceae
Source: RefSeq, a predicted model, not a curated record